AUGGGGAUCCAGGGGCUGCUGCCGCAGCUGAAGUCAAUCAUGGCGCCCAUUAGCGCGGAGGAGCUGCGGGGCCAGACGGUGGCUGUCGACACCUACUCCUGGCUCCACAAGGGCGCUCUAUCCUGCGGCGACCGCCUCUGCAAGGGCAUCCCCACCACCAGGCAUAUUGAAUAUUGCAUGCAUCGGGUUAACAUGUUGCGGCAUUUUGGUGUCAAACCAAUUCUUGUAUUUGAUGGAGGCCUUCUGCCAAUAAAGAGCUAUCAAGAGACGAAGCGGGCAAGGUCAAGAAAGGAAAACCUUGAGCGUGCCAGGGAACAUGAGGCUGCUGGGAACUCACGUGCUGCUUUUGAGUGCUAUCAGAAAGCUGUUGACAUUACACCUAGAAUUGCUUCUGAACUGAUUGAGGUACUGAAGAAAGAAAAGGUUGAUUAUAUUGUUGCACCUUAUGAAGCAGAUGCACAAAUGACAUUCUUAUCUGUUAAUAAACUUGUUGAUGCUGUGAUCACUGAGGAUUCAGAUUUGAUACCAUUUGGUUGUUCUAGAAUUAUUUUCAAAAUGGACAAAUUUGGGCAAGGUGUUGAAUUUCAGAUUACACGACUAGAGCGAAAUAGAGAGCUUGAUUUUAAUGGAUUCACAAGACAAAUGUUACUCGAGAUGUGUAUUUUAAGUGGCUGUGACUAUCUCCCCUCAUUGUCAGGAAUGGGUGUGAAACGAGCUCAUGCACUCAUCCAAAAGCUAAAGUGUCAUGAAAAGGUGAUCAAGCACCUGAGGUAUGGUGCUGUUUCUGUUCCACCUCAAUAUGAAGAGGACUUCAAGAAGGCAAUCUGGGCAUUUAAGUUCCAAAGGGUCUAUGAUCCUGCUACAGAAGAUAUUAUUCAUUUGUCAAGUAAUAUUGCCAAAGGCAUUGCUCUAGGGAACAUUGAUCCACUCACAAAGGAACCAUUCGAGAUCAAACCAGAGUGCAGUGCACCUGCUGUUCAUAAGCAUCCCUUGAGGCAAAACGGAAAUUCAGGGCGCCUAAAAGUAACACAUAAGCAACCAAUAUUGAAUGAAUCUUUGCCUAGCCCUCAAACUCAAGGCUCUGGUACCCCUGAUUCAGUUGAAGAUACUAGGUUGCCAACAGAUCACAUCCAAGCUUCUCAAUGUAGUUCUGAGCAUUUAAGCUCUGAACCUCCUCAAAGUGGCCCAAUCAGUGUUGGCUCUCAGUGUAGCUCUGAGCGUUUCAGCUGUGAGUACCCCCUCGAUGAUUCAGCCAAUAUUUCACCUCAAUGCAGUUCACUUGGUGGUGGUAGUGAUCCUCCUUACAAGGAUACAAGCAUUAAAGACAUAAAGGUUGAGGCUGACUAUGGCAACGAAAAUACAAUACCUACAAGUCCUUGCUUAGCGGAUCAAGAAGACCAGUUAGAUGAUGACUAUGAUGUUGGUACUGGUAAUCUUUCUGGAGAUCAACUGAGGAAAUCUGGCAUGUUGAAGAGAAGAAAGCUUUCUGGCAUCCAAAAUUUCGAAGAUGAAACUUUACAACCGAUUCAUUCUGACGAUAGUCCACCAGUCGUUGAUGAAGGUCAAGAUACAGAUGACCCUGAUGAUACAAAUAUAAGAACUGAAAGAAGAUUUGGAUGCAAUGUUUCCCAUGUGAAUACAUACAGUGGAAUUGCAGAAAAAUCAAUGGAUAAGUUUGCUGCAUUGGUAUCAUCUUUCAGAUACCCAGGCCCCCGUGCCAGUGGCCUUCGUGCUCCUUUAAAGGAUGUGAAGAAUACACUUUCUGUGAGAUCUAUUCUCAAAGCUCCAGAACAAGGCACAUUCAGACGCACAGCAAAGAAAACAGGUCUAGGCCCCACUUCAAAAAGCAGAUACACAAGUGAUAUGGAAAGUGUUGUCAGCCCCCCUGAUAUUAGCGCUGCUUAUAGGCCUAUGAAAACUGCUGCUUCUGAUCUAGACAAAACCACAGGUAAAGCUACAGACAGUACUGAUGGUCCUGCUGAUCUGGGAACGUUUGCAUACACAUCCGUGGCACCUACUGUCUGCUAUCCUGAUCGGAGCAAAUAUGCAGGCACAGCUACGAAAAUUGCAGACAGUCCUCCUGAUCUGAGCACAUUUGCAUAUAAACCUGUGAAAGCUGCAGUCAGACAUUUGAAUGGGAGCAGAUUCAGAGAGACUGCACUGAAAGCAACUGGAGGGACUUCUAGGAGCCAAUUCAAAUAG
Miscanthus lutarioriparius is the source of this 2202-nucleotide messenger RNA. NCBI's taxonomy places the organism in Eukaryota, Viridiplantae, Streptophyta, Magnoliopsida, Poales, Poaceae. The record is from the annotation of a GenBank genome assembly.